Molecule: messenger RNA, 1329 nt
Organism: Phoenix dactylifera (date palm)
Lineage: Eukaryota; Viridiplantae; Streptophyta; Magnoliopsida; Arecales; Arecaceae
Source: RefSeq, a predicted model, not a curated record
AUGUCAUUUGAUCGUAAUUGGAUAUACCACCGAUUUUGUGAAACUAGUUACAUAAGAACUGAGUUCUGUGAUGGAGUUAAAGGGUUCCUUGAGUUUGCAUUUACUCAGUUAGAGUAUUGUAGUGGUGAUAAGAUUAGAUGCCCUUGUAUAAAAAGUGACAACCAGAAAUUUCUUGACCGUGAUACGGUCAAUGUUCAUCUGUUGAGAAAAGGGUUUACACUGGGGUAUUCAACAUGGUUUGCACAUGGAGAGUUACUUGGUAAAGUUCCUCCUAUAAGUACAAGUGCAGCAGAAGCAUCCAGAUCAAUGGAUGUUGGUUAUGAACAUGGUGAGAAAUAUAGAACCAUGGCGAUGGAAGUUAUGGGUCCAGAAGAGGCACUUCAUUUGGGGAGUGCACCUGAAGUUAAUCAUAAAGAAGAGCCAAACAAGGAUGCUGCAGAUUGUUAUUCUUUGUUGAAAGAUGCAGAAGUACCUUUGUGGGAAGGGUAUAAAAAAUACUCUAAGUUAUCUGCUAUUAGUCAAUUAUUAACUUGCAAGGCUGAAUUUAAUAUCAGUAUAUCUUUCUAUGAUCGAAUCAUGAAAAUAGCGAAGAAUAUGUUGCUGGAAAGUGAGAAGCUGCCACCUGAUUUCUAUCAAUCAAAAAAGAUACUUCAGAAAUUGGGGUUGAAGUAUACAAGUAUUGAUGUUUGUGAGAAUAAUUGUAUGCUCUUCUAUAAGAAAACAGAGAAUUUGAUUGAGUGUACUAUUUGUGGUCAUCCUCGAUAUAAACUCAGAAGAAAUGAUGGUGGUGGUAGAAGAAAAAAUGUUUCUUAUAGAAGAUUGCGAUAUCUUCCAAUAACACCAAGACUUCAGAGGCUUUUUAUGUCAAGCAAGACGGCUGAAAACAUGUCAUGGCAUGUAAAGGGAGGUGAUUCAGAUGAGAUGGUGCAUCCUGCUUGUGGGGAGGCUUGGAAGCACUUUGACCACAUUCAUCUAUCCUUUUCUACCGAGCCUCGUAAUGUCAGACUUGGGUUAUGUACGGAUGGAUUUAACCCUUUUAGCCAAUCAGCUCGUCCUCAUUCUUGUUGGUUAGUUUUCGUAAUAGUUUACAAUCUUCCACCAUCAAUGUGUAUGAAACGACCCUACAUUUUCCUAACUUUAGUCAUUUUUGGACCUAAGAGCCCUGGCAAAAGUAUCGAUGUUUUGCUUAGGCCUUUGAUUGAUGAACUUAAAAUAUCGUGGGAAGUAGGGGUUACCACUUAUAACAUUUCUAGAAAAGAGAAUUUUCAAAUGAAGGCAGCUUUAUUGUGGACUAUCAACGAUUUCUCUGCAUAUGGCAUGCUUUCAUGA